CGCACCUCUCUCCCUCGUUGGCUUUGGCAGGAGUGGAAGAGCGAUUGUGGUUGGUUCCACUCUCUGUUUGACACACGAACACACGCACUCAAAAUUUCUCAUGGACAUCACACAAACACUAAUUUCCACAAAUUAAAAUCUUCAUUUUGCUCUUUUACUUCCGAAAUCGCCCCUCUCCUUGACGGAAAUGCCGUUCAGAUCCGGUCAUGGACAGGGAGGCUAACCUUCUGGUCCCAUCUGCACCUCCGCAAAGAAAUCUCGUUCGUCCCGUCACCAACGCCGCCGACACGACGUCUUCUUCCUCCUCGUCCUCCUCCCCGCCGGACUUUCUCCGGCAUGUCCAAGAUGCCUUCAAGCGCCACCGCCCCCUUGGAAUAAUGCAGACGAGUAAUAGCACAAAGCCUAGACGUACGUUAAUUCCAAAACGUGAAGCGUCAAGAACUGUAGCUUCAAAUAUGGGUCCAACUACAGGCACGAAGAACUCUCAAGUUGUUGUUCCAUUGAGUAAAGACUCAACUUUGCCGAAGAAGAAUCCAGUUACUGUUAUCAUGGAAAGUCAUGAAGAUGCGUCAAUCACACCUCCUUCGUUUCCUGGAACAAUCACGAAGACGUUUGAUGAGAGUUUCAAUCCCUUUGAUGCACAGAGAGAGCAACCAAAAUCUGCUAUCGAUACUAAAGAGAACAAUCCGAUGCCCCUGACAUGCAUAGAAUCCCAACCUGUUGAGGGUAAGAGAAAAGUCCAGUUUUCGACACUGAACAACACCAUUUCACAGGGGGCCGAUAAUGGAAUGGCCACUGGAUUGGAGAACUUUACUUCUCAUAUGGAUUCACUUGCAUUGACAGAAAUGGAGUGGGAUGUGAGCAAUCAAGUAGAGGUGUCAAAUGUGAUCAAUGAAGAAACAAAGCAGCAGAACUUUCAGAACAUGGAAUCAGAUCUCACUUUGAGGUCCGAUGGAGCUGUACCAUCACUGGCAAAGAGAACAAUGGUUAUUCAGAAUCAGUUGCAUCAAUUGAGGAACUUUUUAAGCCAACCAGCUACUCAAUCUUCUGUUGCUGGACCAUCCUGUGCUACCACAACAUCUGUUCAUUCUACUUCAGCACCCAUGCUUAACUCGAUGACAUAUUGCUCUCGUGAGAGUGGUUCUCAAGCUGCAGUCGAACCUUUGAGGGAUGCUAAUGCAAAUUCUCAGAGCUUUACUCCAGGGAAUUUGGAGCAGCUGUCACAUCCUACAUUGAAGGACACUAGUGGCAUGCUAAUUGACUUGAGAGCCACUGCAACCCGGCCUUCUACCUCUUCUAUCCAUUCCCAGUUUAAGGACCUGCCUAAGGAGCAACAGAGAGGUGUGCCUGAAGUAAGUGACAUUGCAAACAAUCCUUCACUUGUUGUUGAUAGGUCCACUAAGGAUAUUGAACCAGCAGAUGAUGGUGCUGCUGUACAAUCUCAGCCUCCAAUGUCCAAAAACCCAUCUUCAGAUGUGAAGUUGGAGCCUCCUAAACAUGAAAAACAAGAAAAAGUUUCAAGUAGUAAAGGUGCAUCAGUGCCUCGAAAAAGGAAUCUUGACCCUGAUUUGUUCUUUAAAGUUAAUGGGAAGCUCUAUCAAAGGCUUGGUAAGAUAGGAAGUGGAGGAAGCAGUGAGGUUCACAAAGUCAUUUCAUCAGACUGCACAAUCUAUGCACUUAAGAAAAUCAAGCUCAAGGGUCGUGAUUAUGGAACUGCAUAUGGUUUUUGUCAGGAAAUUCUUUAUCUAAACAAACUAAAGGGGAAGAACAACAUUAUACAGUUAAUAGAUUAUGAGGUGACAGAUAAAACUUUGCUCCACGAAGUCAUGAGUGGCUCUGUAAAUAAUAAAGAUGGAAGAGUCAAAGAUGAUGGGUGUAUAUACAUGGUCCUUGAAUACGGUGAAAUUGAUUUGGCUCACAUGCUGUCCCAGAAAUGGAAGGAGAUGGAUAGCUCCAACCAGACGAUAGAUGAGAAUUGGCUGAGAUUUUAUUGGCAGCAAAUACUUCAAGCUGUCAAUACCAUACAUGAGGAACGUAUCGUGCACUCUGACCUGAAGCCAGCUAAUUUUCUUCUUGUCAAAGGUUCUCUAAAGUUGAUUGAUUUUGGUAUCGCCAAAGCCAUAAUGAGCGAUACUACUAACAUUCAAAGGGAUUCACAGGUAGGUACCCUAAGCUACAUGUCUCCAGAGGCAUUCAUGUGCAAUGAGAGUGAUGCUAAUGGAAACACCAUAAAGUGUGGUCGGCCAUCAGAUAUUUGGUCCCUCGGCUGCAUCCUCUACCAAAUGGUGUAUGGAAGAACCCCUUUUUCUGCGUACAAAACAUUUUGGGCCAAGUUCAAAGUUAUAACGGAUCCAAACCAUGAGAUAACUUACGAGCCAGUCUCCAAUCCAUGGCUUCUUGAUCUUAUGAAAAGAUGCCUGGCUUGGGAGAGGAACGAGAGAUGGAGGAUCCCUCAAUUACUCCAACAUCCUUUUCUUGUUCCACCAGUACCGACUCAACAAUCUGAAUCUCAGAAUCAAGGUUGUGAACUGCUUCAACUUGUUGCAGAAACUUGUGGCAGUGACCAAGAAGCUUCUAUGCUGUGCCAUGAGCUCCAACAAUUGCUUAACCCAGGCACUCACAUAUCCGAGUCAUUAACAUCACGAGACCAACAAUAUAAGUUGUUCUCCCAGAUGUCUAAGCUUUGUUUUCAGCUCCGGGAAUGUUUAGCAAAGUCAGAGGGAUUUUAGGAAUAGUUUCAGGUGUAUAAAUCCAUGUUUGAGGUCGGCAGUCAACUCCGGGAAGCUCUUCUCUUCGGGGAAUAUGAGAAAUCAUGGCCGUCCUACCCUUUAUAAGGUGUAAUCAUCCCUGUUGUUUUAUUUUGACUUCGAACAGAAGUAUUGAACUCCAAUUCUUUACUUGUAUGUAUCUCCUUUACGGACCCGAUGAAUGCGCGCAGUGUGACAUUGGAUGUAAUCUUUCACAUAUACUUUGAGCAGCAUACAUGACUUGAUUCUCGGCUUAA
This is a messenger RNA of Populus nigra (black poplar), 3004 nucleotides long. Its product is annotated as serine/threonine-protein kinase MPS1-like. The transcript has 6 exons. Gene Ontology annotation, cellular component: spindle; nucleus; kinetochore. The coding region runs from base 207 to 2729 and encodes 840 amino acids. The record is from RefSeq and is a predicted model, not a curated record. Gene Ontology annotation, biological process: mitotic spindle assembly checkpoint signaling; peptidyl-serine phosphorylation; protein localization to kinetochore. Gene Ontology annotation, molecular function: protein serine/threonine/tyrosine kinase activity; ATP binding; protein serine/threonine kinase activity. Lineage: Eukaryota; Viridiplantae; Streptophyta; Magnoliopsida; Malpighiales; Salicaceae.